Molecule: messenger RNA, 2400 nt
Organism: Manihot esculenta (cassava)
Lineage: Eukaryota; Viridiplantae; Streptophyta; Magnoliopsida; Malpighiales; Euphorbiaceae
Product: polyadenylate-binding protein 2
Exons: 9
Coding region: 319-2256 (645 amino acids)
Cellular component (GO): ribonucleoprotein complex
Molecular function (GO): RNA binding
Source: RefSeq, a predicted model, not a curated record
UGUCCAACCCCUCCUUUGCGGUGCCGCUCGUGCUGCCCACCCUAUUUCUCCUAUCUUCAUACUCAAACCAUCACCCCCUUCCGACCGAUAGGGCCUUUUCUUUUUUCAAUUUCCGGCCAACUUAUCACAUAUCAGAAAAAAUUGAAGGAAAAAUACUCAAAACCCCCCAAAAAAUCACAAACCCAAAACCAAAAUUUUCCUAUCAAAAACUUACAGUCCCCGUUUUCGUUCAACAGCAUUAGUUAAGGGUUUUUUGAUUGUUGUUGUUGUUGUUUUUCAUUUCUGGGUGGGUUUGUUCUCUGUCGUUGAAUUUGGAGAAUGGCUCAGGUUCAGGUUCAACCACAGUCUCCAGUUUCUGCUUCAAAUGGGGUGGCAAGCAAUGGAGUGAACCAGUUCGUCUCGACCUCGUUGUAUGUUGGGGAUCUUGACCACACUGUGACCGAAACUCAGCUCUAUGAUUUGUUUAAUCAGCUGGGUCAGGUCGUAUCUGUCCGGGUCUGCAGGGACUUGACCACUAGAAGGUCCCUUGGCUAUGGCUAUGUCAAUUAUAGCAAUGUCCAUGAUGCGGCACGGGCAUUAGAGGUACUGAAUUUUACUCCCAUCAAUGGCAAGACUAUUAGGAUAAUGUAUUCUCAUCGUGAUCCCACUAUUCGUAAAAGUGGUGCUGGAAAUAUAUUUAUCAAGAAUUUGGACAAGGCAAUUGACAACAAAGCUCUACAUGACACUUUUUCCACAUUUGGGAAUAUUUUAUCUUGCAAAGUAGUAACUGACUCUUCAGGUCAGUCUUUAGGAUAUGGUUUUGUACAGUUUGAUAACGAGGAGUCUGCAAAAAAUGCAAUUGAUAAAUUGAAUGGCAUGUUACUGAAUGACAAGCAAGUUUAUGUGGGACCUUUCCUCCGCAAACAGGAAAGAGAGUCUGUUAUGGACAAGACAAAAUUCAAUAAUGUUUUUGUAAAGAAUUUUUCUGAGACAACAGCUGAGGAGGAUUUGAAGAAGAUUUUUGGUGAAUAUGGAACUAUUACUAGUGUUGUAGUUAUGAGAGAUGGUGACGGAAAGUCCAAAUGUUUUGGAUUUGUAAAUUUUGAGAAUCCUGAUGAUGCAGCUCGGGCUGUCGAGGCCCUUAAUGAGAAAACAUUUGAUGAUAAGGAGUGGUAUGUUGGGAAAGCGCAGAAAAAAUCUGAAAGAGAAAAUGAAUUAAAAGGGCGGUUUGAGCAAACUUUGAAGGAGACAGUUGACAGAUUUGAAGGAUUGAAUCUAUAUGUCAAGAACCUAGAUGAUACUAUCACUGACGAUAAACUGAAGGAAUUAUUCUCAGAAUUUGGUACAAUUACUUCAUGCAAGGUUAUGCGUGAUCCAAAUGGUGUAAGUAGAGGUUCAGGCUUUGUUGCCUUCUCAACUGCUGAAGAAGCAUCACGAGCUCUUGCAGAGAUGAAUGGUAAAAUGAUAGUUAGCAAACCAUUAUAUGUUGCACUUGCACAAAGAAAAGAAGAACGAAGAGCAAGGUUGCAGGCACAAUUUUCACAAAUGCGUCCUGCUGCAAUGCCACCUACAGUUGGCCCUCGUAUGCCUAUCUAUCCCCCUGGAACUCCAGGUAUCGGACAACAACUAUUCUAUGGUCAAGGCCCCCCUGCUAUCGUCCCUCCCCAGCCUGGGCUUGGGUAUCAGCAGCAACUGGUUCCUGGAAUGAGGCCAAAUUUUUUUGUUCCAAUGGUCCAACCAAGUCAGCAGGCUCAGCGCCCAGGUGGCCGGAGACCUGGAGCAGGGCCAGUGCAACCUCAGCAACCACUUCCCCUGAUGCAGCCACAGAUGCUUCCUAGGGGCCGUGUUUAUCGUUACCCUCCUGGCCGCAAUAUGCCUGAUGUUCCCAUGGCUGGUAUCCCUGGAGGCAUGCUUCCUGUUCCUUAUGAUGUGGGGGGAAUGCCAUUCAGAGAUGCUGCAUUUUCACAGCCUAUGCAGGCUGGGGCUUUGGCCACUGCCCUUGCUAAUGCCACACCUGAACAACAGAGGACGUUGCUUGGGGAAAAUUUAUAUCCACUUGUGGACCAGUUGGAGCAUGAAAAUGCUGCUAAGGUGACGGGCAUGCUUCUAGAGAUGGACCAGACAGAGGUUUUGCACUUACUGGAGUCACCAGAAGCCCUGAAGGCCAAAGUUGCUGAGGCCAUGGAUGUGCUUAGAAGUGUUCAGCAGCAGCAGCAGGUUAAUAGUCCUGAUGAUCGAAUGGCCUCGCUUUCCCUAAAUGACAACCUUGUUUCUUAAGCCUUGCAGUUUCUAUUUUUUGAGCAACUUUUUUGAGAGCCUUUAGUACAUUUCUAGAAACUUUGUUUUGAGAGUAUUUUUGUGGUUGCUCCAAAUUUUUACCUUAAAUGGAGUUUCUAUUCUAGUGGAUACUUGAUACUUAAA